GUUUGCUGUUUCUAUGCUUGUGAAAAUAGUUCCUGCAACUCUUUCAGAGGUUUAUAUUGCUAGUGAAAGUGAAAGUAAAAAUGACCUCUACAUUUGGUGUGACAGCAGGAAAAGCAAACACUGUUUUGUAAAGAUUAUUAUAUGAUAUAUAUUAUAUAAAAAUUAGUGGUGGGCCGUUAACGGCGUUAACUGCGUUAACGCAGUGAGACUAUUAUCGCGCGUUAAAAAAAUUGUCGCCGUUAAUCUAUUCUCAAAGUUGGGUUGGGAGCUGGGUCUAUACUACGCAAGCUAUGAUGACUUUCACCUUGAUAUUUUAGCGCGGAUGUAUACCAGCUUAACUGCACUGUACGGAGCGAGAACGAGAUUUUUCAACUCGCGUGAUUCGCGUCAUUCGCGGAAGCGGAAGCAGAAGCCGCCUCAUCAUAACCAGGGCUUCAUUCGCGCGAUUCGCGCAGCAAGUAGGUCUAUUGGCUCUUUGCAUUAACAUAUAAAUCACUCGCGCUUGACACGCCAUUCGCGUUUGGUCUGAACACAACAUAACGUUACUGUGAAAUUACCGCAUCAAACGUGACGUGCUAACAUGGAUGCAGCUAUGAAGCCGCCGGGUUUGCUUCAGGGAAUAUUAAUUUAAAAAAAAGCUUCCCAAUGGAAACAUCGACAAGACUAAGGUUGUUUGCACCUUGUGCAAUGCGGAAUUGGUUUAAAAAAAACACUUUCUCUCAACAGGUAGUGGUCUAGCUUUAGUUAAAAUCAGUAACUUUGUAUUGAGAUCUAAUGUAUUAUGGCUCCUGUAUGACAUAUCGCUUGUUGCUCCCUCACUCUUUGUAAGUCGCUUUGGAUAAAAGCGUCUGCUAAAUGACUAAAUGUAAAUGUACUGUAGGAGCUCUUCCAGUCUCAAGUACCACCUAAACGCAAAGAAUCCCUUAGCUAAUGCGGAAGUAAACACAAGUUCAUUUUCCAUCCAUCCAUUUUCUACCGUUUAUCCGAACUACCUCGGGUCACGGGGAGACUGCGCCUAUCUCAGGAGUCACAAGUUCAUUUUAUUGAACAUAAUUUAAUUUUCAUCACCAAUUAUCAUAGUAGAACAGCUUUCUCAAGCAGUUUGUGAUGCAUUUUGGAAACAGGAGAUGAGCCCCUGGUCUAAUGCGCCACCUGGCUUUAGACACCCGUUCUCAAAGACUUACUUUUAGUCAUUAUUUGGGUAGCACACAUUCUGAAUGCCUUCGGCAGAAUUCAAAUGAGCCAUUUUAAUCUAGAUUAAUCUAGAUUAAUCUUGGAAUUAAUCUAGAUUAAUCUAGAUUAAAAAAAUUAAUCUAUGCCCACCACUAAUAAAAAUCACAUGUAUGUUUGCAUAUAGGAUAUAUUAAUGUUUCAUGAGACCAUUUUGUGGCAGUUACAAGUUUCUACAUUCUUCAGCUCAGACAGGAGAUUUUGGGAAGGAAACAAGGGGAGAAAAUGGCAGCUGCAAGUAGCAAUGAGUUUCAUCUUAUUGUCCCUCAGAAUGUUCUGGUUAAACUGGGGUCUGAUGUCACAGUACCAUGUCACCUGUCACCUGAAAUAAGUGCUUUUGACAUGGAGAUCAGAUGGUUUAAAGAGAAAGACUGUGUGAUUCUCUAUAAGAACGGACAGGUGACAGAGUUGAGGAGCUAUGAGGGCAGAGUGAAUCUUGUAAUUCAUGAACUAGAGAGAGGAAAUGUGUCCUUAAUACUGAGAGACUUCAGAGAGUCAGAUGCGGGAGUUUACCUGUGUCAGGUCAUCAGUCAAGACAUAACAGUGGAGGAGACAGUACAAGUUAAUCAAUCAAGGGAAGAUGCUGAAGUCCAACCUGCAUCACCAUUUCAAAACAAAAAAGUGCAGCUGAAACCACAUGAGCGUCGCCAUGGAGACAGGGGAAAUCAACGAGACGCACCUGCAGGUCGUUCAAAGCACAAUCCUAACAGCUAUAAAAGCUGUUGGUAUUCUGAGGGAAGGUGA
This is a messenger RNA of Triplophysa dalaica, 1974 nucleotides long. Its product is annotated as butyrophilin subfamily 2 member A2-like. Lineage: Eukaryota; Metazoa; Chordata; Actinopteri; Cypriniformes; Nemacheilidae. The record is from RefSeq and is a predicted model, not a curated record. Bases 1456 to 1974 code for a protein of 172 amino acids. The transcript is spliced from 5 exons.